Molecule: messenger RNA, 861 nt
Organism: Mollisia scopiformis
Lineage: Eukaryota; Fungi; Ascomycota; Leotiomycetes; Helotiales; Mollisiaceae
Exons: 2
Coding region: 1-861 (286 amino acids)
Source: RefSeq, a predicted model, not a curated record
AUGCCGCAUAUCCUGCCAGAAUUUAGCGAGGAGAUGACCUCGAACGCCACACCAUCACUUCCACGAAUCACGACAACUGCGAAUACUCAGUGUCCUCAAACUAAGUGCGACCCUACAUCAAUGCUUGUGCCACCAAAAUCUUCUCGAGACUUCACAUCAUUCUGCCUCCUACCUCCCGAAUUAAGACUCAAAAUCUGGGAUCUCAUCAUCGCUCAACCACGAAUCAUAGAAAUAUUCUGGGAGUACCUCGGAUGGUCCAUAAUCUGCAACCUGCCGAUAGCCACAGCCAUCUGCUCGGAGUCUCGAGGGCGUGCUCUGGAGAAAUAUGAUAUCAUCAGAUGCGACGCCUACGGUCCUGACAACGGUGUCACUCGCGCUUACAUCAACUACGAUGUUGACGUCGUUUACUUCAACCCGAAUGAGCAUAUUUCGCAGAGUCAUGGGAAUGCCUUGAUUGAAAAAAAUUUAUGCUUUCGCCCGGAAAUCCUGGCGAGGAGGUUAGGGCGUAUGCCAAGUCUGAAGAGCGUCAAUUUGGUUGUUGAGGAUAUCUGUGUUCAUGAGGAUUUCCCAAUGAACGUUAAAACGGUUCCCCAUAGCUUGGCAAUGGGAUUUGUGAAAAGAGAUACGAGGUUCUUCUCCUACAAGAGGUGGGGGCGCAAGUGGAACUUCAAGGUUGAGGUUAUGGACUUUUGUUGGCCAGAUAGAUUCCAGAGAAGGAUGGAGAAGCUGAAAAUGCAGCUUGAGACAGAAGGCAUGAAGAAAAAGGACGUGAAGAAGUUGAUUGUUCGUCCCAUCGAUAUUGUCAGAGCAGGAGAGGAUAAGGAUGCGCCUUGUGGUCGCAUUAUUUCGUACAAGCCCUGA